UACAGUCGCAAAGUGUUUGUGGGAACAAUUCCUAGUCCAUUACGGUUUCCCAGAGCGACUCCACAGCGACCAGGGGAGAGACUUUGAAUCACAAACCAUAAAGGAACUUUGUUCGCUGCUUGGUAUACACAAAGUCAGAACGAGUCCAUAUCAUCCCCGUGGUAACCCAGUGGAACGUUACAACCGUACCCUACUAGGUAUGCUUGGUACUCUAAAAGACACAGAAAAACGUCAUUGGUGUGACUAUGUGAAACCACUCACUCAUGCUUACAACUGUACAAGAAAUGAUGUAACUGGUUUUUCCCCGUACCAGUUAAUGUUCGGAAGACAACCCCGUCUGCCCAUAGACAUUGCUUUCGGACUGCCACAGAUUAACAAGCAGUCCAUAUCUCAUUCACAGUAUGUCAAACAGCUGAAAAAUCACCUUGAAGACAGUUACAAAAUAGCCAUAAAAAACUCUCAGAAAGUGGCUGACAGAAACAAGAAAAGGUUCGACAAAGUCAUCCGCGAGUCCACACUGGAUGUGGGGGACCGAGUCUUGGUUCGUAACCUUCGCCUUAGAGACAAACACAAAUUGGCGGACAAAUGGGAACAGACUGUGUAUGUUGUCACUAAACAGAAAGAGAAUUUACCUGUCUACACAGUGACACCAGAGAAAGGAGAUGGACCUCCCCGAACACUUCACAGGGAUCUUUUGCUCCCUUGUGGAUUUCUAGCACCCACAGAGGAUGAACCUCAGCAAAUGAUCAAACCCCGUAAACCACAAACAAGGCAAAGUUCUUUCCAACCCGAUAAUGACACAUUGGUUGAAGAAGAGGAUAAUGAUUUUUGUCUUGAGAUCAAUUCUCCACAAAUCACAGAGAGACAUUUUUUCCAAAUCUACGACUAUCCAAUAAUGCCCGGAAAUCAGACAAACAAAGAACCUGCAGGAGAACACUGCCUACAAUCUACUGGAUCAGAAACUUUGGAGCAAACCGAGAAAGUACCUUCAGAAAAUAACUUAUCUGAGACAUCUACAGGAGACAAUCAGACAUCCAAGUCUUCUCUGACUGAUGAACAGAGGCAAGCAACCAACUCACCUGUAAUGAACAGCGAACCUGAAACCAACUUAACUGAAAAGCGAAAAGGAACCGGAACGCACCUAUUGAAUACUGGGACAGAUCACAGUGAAUCAGAGACACUGCAGAUUGACUCUCAAGAAUCUCUUCAACUCCGGAGAUCUGAGAGAGAUCGCCAGCCGUCCCGAAGACUACAUUAUGCUGAGCUGGGAAAUCCCAUGUUAACAGUUGUCAAAUCACUUUUCCAAGGGUUAACCCAAGCGAUGACUGAUUCCCUUGCCCCUGACACUGAUCAUGGCAGAGUAGCCAUGUACAGGGACGUACAUGACAUUUAAGAGGGGAGGGUGUAACCCAGUAGGUUCAAAAUCGCAUUUCUCCCUAUCAUUCAUAUGUCAUGUUUUAGUUGUGUGUCAAUCACAGAUACCCCCCUCUGUUCAAACCUUCUAUGGACUGAUCUUUGGUAAUCUGAGCCCCAUUGGCUGAAAUUGCUAACCCCGCCCACCUACGCAGCAGAGGCAUGUACGUGCUGCAGAAGCGCAGAGAGCAGGAGGCUAGAGGCCAGCGUGUCUGCCGAGCUGAGUUUCUAGCUUGGAAAUAAACUGGAGGAAGUGGACAACACGACAACCUGGUUGACUAAAAACCUGUAUGCGAGUGAGAGAGACGGAACCGACCUCUCGGUGGUUUCGAGCAGUGUGAGCGUCUUGGCUAGGUUUUUUAGACAUCGUGAAACUUGGACUGGAUCCGAUGGAUUUCUCCCUGACGAGGGGGAUGGCGAGCCACCCAUUGAGAUUCUGGAACUGAGCGGCCCAACCCUUGGCCUACAAAGAACGGGUUGUUCUUUCACACUAUCAGCUCUCAACUGUGCGGUAGGACAAUUGCCGUGCUACUGCCCUAAGACAUUGCCUCCUGGCACGGAGCAAGUGACUUGACUGACUUACCCUACUGACUUAACUAAUUAUUGCCGGCCGAACUGAACUGAACUAAAUUGAACUCAAAGAGUCAAGAACAAUCUAUUAUUGGGUUAUUACAGUGUUGUACAUAUUUUUCUAUUGUGUUUUUUCAUUGUUAUUAAUACAGUUGUUGUGUUCACUAUCCGUGACUCCAUUCAUUCUGUGCAUGUCACUCACUGCCCUAACCCUCCUAGGAGCCUAGAAC
Archocentrus centrarchus (flier cichlid) is the source of this 2213-nucleotide messenger RNA. RefSeq lists its product as uncharacterized. The transcript has 2 exons. The record is from RefSeq and is a predicted model, not a curated record. Lineage: Eukaryota; Metazoa; Chordata; Actinopteri; Cichliformes; Cichlidae. The coding region runs from base 200 to 1393 and encodes 397 amino acids. Gene Ontology annotation, molecular function: nucleic acid binding.